AUGUCGCAUUCAAUGCGUUUGCGAAGCACCAGGCGCGUUACGCCCAUCGACGACGAACCAGCUGGCCCAGAAAUGCCUGGCGACUUCUUGCCGUCAUCCAGUCCGCUCAGCGAACUCCCUCCCCUUGUAUCCGACACCCAGGAGACAUCCUCAACUCCUGCAGGCCGCCGUCGUUCGCUCAGUUAUAGCGAUGCCGUGGCUGGUUGUGUCCCUCGAGUUAGCACUGCUACUCGGGAUGAUAUACCACCGAUGGGUGAUGAUAGAUCGGAGACGCUGCAUGAUGGGUCUCGACUUGAACACGGUUCUACGAUAGAACCAUUGAUUGCUGCUCCUCGUGGAAUGCAUGCUCGUCGCAACAGCCUGGAUAGUCUCUCGUCGAGUCAGGCUGCGACUGGCAUCGACCCCAAGAACUGGGGCAACAUUCAGCUCCCUGAUGAGGAAGCUGACGCUAACCUUCAAGCCGCAUUGCAGGCUAGUCUGAAAGCUCAACUUAACUUGAACAAGGCGGGCGAGAGCUCCGGGACUCACCAUGAACCCAAUGCAUAUCCAGACCUCAUGCUCAAAAAGGAGCUCGAGGAUCUUCGUGCAGAAUUUGAGGCACUAAAGCUUGAGAAGUCGUCCAAAUGGAUGAAACAGCGAGUUAACGUCAAGCCGGCUGACGAGAGAAUUGCUACCAAGGUUGCGUCCACCACGAAGGAUUGUUCUGGCUCUGCGCCUGUGAGCAGGCUUCCCGUGCCGGUUGAUGGCGACAGCAACUCAUCUACCUCCUCGUCGGACAUUGGGAGUGAAGGCGACAUCCUCCCUAGCGCGCACAUUGCUAAGAACUCGGCAUUGGGGGUAGCGUUCCAGGGAUUGAAUGGGCGUCGAAUGGAUUCACCUUCUUCGUCGUCUUCGUCGAGUGACGACAACUCGUCUAGCUCAAGCAAUGAGGCUGGAGCACCUAGGAUGAUCAAACGUCGUAAACAACGACGGUCACAAUCUAAAAAGGCUAAGAAGAGUAAGCGUAAGGAAACAAAAUUGAAGCCAGUGCCUCCCGUCGUAUACAAAGGGGAAGCUGAGCUUGUUACUUUCCAACGCUUCGUCAGCGAAUCGAUCUCGUACGUUGAAGAUGGCAACGUCCCUCGAAGAGAUGAGGUGAGAAUCAUUAGCCAAUUCACUGAUGGACCAGCUCAACGAUUCGUCCAACGACGUGUAUUCGGACACUGGCAGGAUUGGACAUUGGAGUUGUUCUUCCGCGGAUUAUUUGACGAAGUAUUUCCCGCAAACUUCACCGAACGACAACGGUGGAAGCUAAAGAACUGUAGACAGCGUGAAGGGACGUCCGUUGUCACACCCUUUUUGUAA
Pleurotus ostreatus (oyster mushroom) is the source of this 1344-nucleotide messenger RNA. RefSeq lists its product as uncharacterized. The record is from RefSeq and is a predicted model, not a curated record. Bases 1 to 1344 code for a protein of 447 amino acids. The transcript is spliced from 2 exons. NCBI's taxonomy places the organism in Eukaryota, Fungi, Basidiomycota, Agaricomycetes, Agaricales, Pleurotaceae.